AUGGCGAGCGCUUCUACAUCGGCAACGGGAGGCGAGAGCUCCGAACUCUCUCGCAAGCCAUCCAAGCUCGUCGCUCGCUCCAACACGCUCCACCGCUCGCCACACAGCCACAGCGGAUCAGGUGCAGGUCUCUGGCUUGCCAACAGUCCAACCUCCGAAACCUCUACUUUUGCCGACGCAGUCAACUCGCACGCCGACCAACCACUUACACAGCCUGCGGACAGUCAACCAGCAACUUCGUCUUCGCAGCAGGAUGGCGCUGCAUCUGGCCAUGCCAAGAAGGUCUACCACUUUUCGGCAGAGCUUGCGCGUGCCUCGUUCGGUGGUCGGCCUCUGACGCUCGGUGGUGGAUCGAGAGAUUAUGACCCAAUUUAUACCAACAAACAAGCUACAGCGCCUUCGGAUGAUGAUGGAGAUGUUGACCUCGAUCUGUCGUUUGACUACAUUUCUCGAUUCGACCGAUCCUCGUCCUCCUCGAAGCAGCAAGACUCGAGCGGACCUGCUUUUGACUCGUCUGCUGAGCGCGACACGUUACCUCCUCCGACGAGCCACUUUUCGCCCGACGACACGCCAGAAUCGUUCCAAGCUUCCGAGAGCCCUGAUGUCGAACCAGCAACACCACCCAAGUCAGCCUUGGCACCCAUAUCAUCGCCCUCCCACCCCCAAUCGUCCGCGACAGGGUCGGGCACAUCACCAUCACCGAGCAGCAAGGCGAUACGAAGCAUGCGAGCCAAUGCAGUCUGGGACAAACGCAAGAAAGCACCGCCUGCACCACUCACCUUGACCCCUGGCUCCGAAGCCAAGCGGCAGCGUCAGCUAGCAAUGCAGAAACCACAACAUGCACUUGCUGAAAAAUCCUCUUUGCCGUCACUCAGUACUCGAAAAGUAGGUCCCACUAUCGAGCUGCCUCCGCUCGGCCAAGAGCUCGUCGGUAAGAGCAUAUUCUCUCCCAUCACACCCGCGACCGACUCUAUACCGUUCCGAAGCAACUUUGGCGCUUCCCACGCUUCGGAAGAGCCGCUUCCUUUGACACCCCUCAGCGCCACAAGACGGGGUGCAGCCAUCAAUCGUGUGCUGCCACAAGACGAUGGCAGCAGCAUCACAGCAGACGGCACAUCCGGUUCCCACGCUUGCACUCCUGACUCGGCAGCCAUCCGACGAGCAGCAUCGACAUCGACAGCUCGCGCCAUGGCCAAGCAGAGCUCGGAGGCGUUACGACGGACCCCCACGGCUGCGGCGGCACAUUCGCCGUCCUAUGCUUCGAAUGUGACACCGAUGCAGACACGUCGUCCGCGCUCGCAGUCAAAUCGGUCCUUCCGAGCCUCUGCAUCGCUCGCCUCACUAGGACCUCCGCGGUUCCCGCCUCCCAACGAGCCACUGCCUUCGCCUGCCCUGAGUCCCUCGUUCCAAGAGCACUCGCUGCCGUCGACUUCAGCUUAUCACACGGCCAACGAUGCCAACUCGGUGCUUAGCAAAGCGGGGCGCUCUCGGCCGUCUGCCUCUUCGAUAGACUACAGCGAGGCGGCUCGUUCGCUCAGGUCGAGAACCACACAAACGGGGCGCAGCAGCUUGGACAGCUUCCGCACCGCCAAUUCGGAUGGAAUGGCUGUGACCGCUAGCAGUCACAGCAUUCACGACGGCCGCAGGUGGGCGUCGGGUGACGGGUCUCAACCUCCUCCGUUACCACCGCUUCAACGGUACGAAGCGCUGUUCCCAAAUCAACCCGAUCGGGGCAACGCGCAGCAUUCACAGAGCAUUGGUGCUGUUACCUCUGCAACCACAGCCUCGACACUGACCUCGAUGCCGAUGGUAUUCAGCAGCACGGUAGGCUCGACAGCAACAACAGCAAUGACAUGGAGCAUGUCGGAUCAAUCCACACCUUCGACGCACCAGUCGCCGUUCACCCCCUUCACGCCAGCGUUUUCCGACAUGAUGCCGGGCACUGCUACGACGUCCAAGACGCACUUCACGGCGAUUACGAGACCGUCCAUCUCGAGUGAGAUGCCUCACACUGGCGAGGCGCAGAGCAAGACGGUCGUCCACACAGACGCGAUCUCGCACGGCGGUGCGGCUGCUACACUCAAAGAGGCAUCGGAUGACCAAGAGCAGGGGCGGGGUAAACGCAACACGGAGCAAUGGAUAUUGACGCAGCGUCAGCGCAAGGCGCUCCUCCAACAAGAAGAGCUUGCUUCGCAGCAACGACUGCUCGACGCUGACCAGGAAGCAAUGCGCCUGUCUAUCCGUGCCGACGAACGUAUCAGCCGAGUAGUACCGUCGUUGAGCGUGCCUCCAACAACGACAGCAGAGGAUUCUGCGCAAGCAAGGUCGAGGCAAGAUUCGAGAAGCACCGACGCCACCGACGACGAUCAACAUGCCAAAAUUCGACAGACGCUGGUCAUCUCCACCGCAUCGACGCCAGACGAGAGUGUCGAUCCUUUCCACUUUGUUACGGGUCAGCCAUCUCUGAUGCCCGCUUCUGGCCGCGAUACUGGGGCGGCAGCAAUGGGGCGUGCUGCUUCCCACAACGCUCUGGAGUCGUCCUCGACCAAAGGUGCCCUGCCUAUGACGCGCAAUCGCAGUGGCACGACCGGUCCGUGGCCGCAAUCGCCUCUGCUGCUCAAUUUCAACUUGCAAGGCGAAGGCAAGGCGCCGACGCAAGACUCGGUCGUGUCUCCAGCCUUGACAACCAUCAUUAAUAGUGUAGAAGCGACGCCGGAGAUCGAUGGUCACCUCGAUAGCGAGAGAUACGGUGAUGUACAGCACAACCAGGCGGUCCAAGGUCUCGGCCUGGACAUCGACUACCCGUCUACGCACGUCGGAACCUCCCGCGACACUAGUAAAGGCUUUGCACCGGUCACGACGGACCUGCUGCGCAAAGCAUCACGCUACAUGGAUCAGCACGCACAGGACGCUGCGUCUCCGCACCUAUCGAUCCAGAUGUCCCCAGACAUCGAUGCGCUGCAACGCACACGGUCAAAGUCUAGAGAAGCCCUGCUCACGCGCGGAAGCGGCCGUCACGAGGAGCUCAACCAAGACGUCGGAUUCGACCUCGCAAGCGGUCCAAGCCCUCUGCUGCCCAACGACUGCCGCUCUCCGCGAACCGUGAGCGGCAAGGAGGUCGGCAGCAGCGGUCCGGGCGGUCUGAAUGGGCUCGUGACUGGAGCCUUGCAGACCGACAUGACGGUGCACCGCGCUCAAGUGACCACCGCCAAUCGAACGAUUGGUCCGUCGCAAAGCAUCGCAUCAUCCAUCUCUGCCUUUGUGUACAACGCUACACCCGCUCCCACUCCCGCUGCUGCUGAGGCCGACACUGGUCGGCACCUCGACGUGCCCGCCAAGCCAAAGACGGGCAGCAUCGGAUGGCGCCGCAACGCACGUCGCAGCCGAGACACCCCCGCUCAGACGCUGGGACAAGGCAUGCGGCCUGACAAGCAUCUGGCCACAGACAGCGCCGACGUCAAGUUUGUCAACAUCGACCUCGACGAUGGUGGGCUCGAGACCGAGGUGACGCUCGGCGGGCGGGACGAAGCCAACAAGAGCGGCGACAGCGCCAAAGGCGGACAAUGGGUCAGCAAGCUUUGGAACGCCGUGUCAUCUCCUAGACGUACCUCUUUCAAUCUCGGUGCAGCACCGGGAGAUCGCAGCGUGGAUCUCGAGCUGGCCAACAGCUCCACUGGUGAGCAGAGCAAGGAUCAAGAUCAAGCACCAGCACCGGUGUCGAAGAGCGCAAGGACGGCUUCGCGCGGAUCCUUCCGACCGCUUUCGCUCGUAGAGAAGCGCCAGAGCAGUGGGAAGUACCAGCUCGAAGCGGCGCGACAGAGGUUCCGCUCUCCGACACCCGGCGAGGAGGAUGAGGUGGCUGAAAAGGAUGCCCGCGCUGUGGCUUUGCGAUUGCUCGCUGGCUCGCCGCGGAUCCCUCCGCCCGUCGAAGAGGGUGCUCCUUCCGAGGAGCCGCCAAAGCAGAGCCUCGAUCGCGCCGACCUUUCUGCCGAAGAGCGAGAGAAGGAACGCAUCGAGGCACUCAAGAAGCUGCGCCGCAUGAGCGCGGUCGAGCGUCAGAGGAAGCGCAGUUCGGGCAUCGGGUACAUCACUUCCGCUUCGAACACUGCUGGCUCUCCCAGGCUGACGUACAUCACGGACAAGAGCAAUGAUGUCGAAGAAGCACAUGGACCAGACGCGUCCGUCCGCCACGGAGGUCUUUCGAGGGUUGCGAGUCUCAACAAAAGCAGCAACAACAAGAGGAUGUCGCUCACUGUCUUCGGCGGCAAGGAGCGUGCUGGGGGUCUUACGGAGGCAGCCGCACCUACAGGACUGGCAACAGGUGCACCGGAACGAGCUUGGCUGGACGCCAUGCGCUCUCCUCGAGUCGCCGAGUCUCCGUCUGGCUUCACGCCCCGCAUGACUUUCGAUCCUCAAGACUGGAGCACGGGCUUGAGCUCGCAGCAGCAGCGGCACGGUCGGAACCAUGCAGCCGCCGCCCCUUCGUCGGCGGCCAAUCACAUCCCCCUCAUGCUCUCCAACAGCGCUCUCUCUCGCCCUCAAGCUUCGGGCCCAGGGGUGGAGUCGGUUCAAGAUCACGGACUCACCGUGUCAGAGCUGAACUGUGCUCGCGACGAGAUGCGCCGUCUCGCCGGUCAGGGGAUGGCGUUCAAGGAAGACGAGCUUGCGCACGAUGCAGUCGAGACUUACCACACGCCGAUGCCUGCACAGGACACGUGGACUUACGGUGCUGAGCAACACGAUCACCACCGUUAUGUCCAUGAGGAAGGCGCUGCGGAACUGCACGCGGCGGGUCAGCACCAGACAACCGAAUUGGGCGACUUUGGCAUCAGCCCCGAGAAGAAGCCACCGCGUCUACACCGCCGCACGCGCACCGCUCGCUUCGCGGACGAAGACCACCACCAACUCUACGAGCACGAGUACGAGCAGGACCCGCCCACCGUCUCGAUCUUCACGCGCAGCCAACAGCAUCGCCACCGUGCAUCGGGCAACUUCAGCGUGCAGUUCGGCUCGCACACCCAACCUCCAGUGACCGAGGAGCGUAGCCGCUCCAAACGCCGGGCGAGCCACUACGCCGGUGCCGACGGUGGCGGCCACAGCCUGUUUGCGACGCCCGCAGCCUUGCUGGAAGGUAACACACCGAGCAAAAACAUGUUCUGGGCUGGCUUCCUCGGCAUGCCCUGGCUGUGGAUGAUCGGCGGCUGGUACCUUACGCCGGAUGGUCAGCUGAGGCACCCAUCUGCGGACGAUCCGCGCCUCAGAAGGAAGGUGGACGUCUGGCAGCACGAACCCAGUAUGCAAGGCCAAGGGUCGGCCAACUCGAGUCCCAACCUCGGUUCGAGCUCGACUACAUUUGGCGCCUCGAGCUACGAGCAGAGCUGGGCCAUGGGUCAGGCAGGCGAGAGCGGAUCGGCGACGGGACUGGGAUUGGACAUGCGAAACGGUGCGCAAUCGGCAAUGUCGUUCGCCGCUUCGUCGACAGGCACUUUUAACAGCGCAAAGACGACCACCAGCGACCCGAACAUGCCACCUCCGAGCAAGACGCGCAAGAGCAAGACGCGAAGCUUCGGAACGCUGCUUGACGCCAACCCGCAGGUGAGCUUCUACCAAUCGCCCGUUCGCGUCGUCCAAGAGCCGCAACCCAGCUUUGGCAACGUGUGGCGCAGCAAUCAGGGUAUGGAGCCUCUGCUCGAGAUGGAGGAGCCUCGUCGAAGCCGUCUCUUCGCCGGCUACCCGGACGAGAACGAUCACGAUCGCGCCUACACUGCUUCGCCGGCAGUGUCCUCUUCUGAAGGCUCGACCGCUGUCUCUGCAGCCGAGGCAAGGGGCAAGACGGCGAGUGGCUAUCAGGUGGCGGUGGCGACAAAGACGAGAGUGGCGACGCCUUGGAAGGAUCUCGAGAGUCAGAGGCAACCUCGCGUUGAUGAUGACGAUGACAAUGAUGGCGGCAGCGGUGGUGGUCAGAAGGAGACGAAGCGAGGCCUGACUUCGUGGGAUGCCGUGCGUUGGCUGUCAAGCCAUGCUACGCCGAACGGCAGUCCCACACGGCAGCCAAGCAAGCUUCCCCCAGCAGCGACGCAGGAAGCGCCUCUCGGAGCAGGCAACAGCUCCAUGUUGCUCGCCGGGGCAGCCGCCGCACUUGCCGCUACCUCUUCCGCCGCCACCACCACCGCCUUGCCAGGAGGACUCGGCGGACUUCUCACCGCUCUCCUCAACCCAACCGUCCCCUUACCCUCCACCAAAGCCUCGACUGCCGCCCAACAACGAGGCGCAGACGUCAUGCUCUCCACUUUCAACCACCUUGUCUUCCUGCGUGCCAUAUUCCGCGUCAUCUUCCGCGUCAUCGUCCUCGUCCGCUUGGCGCGGUUCCGCAAUUCGGCCAUGCCCAUCUCUGCGCUCGUACUGAAUGAGCUGCUUGGUUAA
Molecule: messenger RNA, 6423 nt
Organism: Sporisorium graminicola
Lineage: Eukaryota; Fungi; Basidiomycota; Ustilaginomycetes; Ustilaginales; Ustilaginaceae
Exons: 2
Coding region: 1-6423 (2140 amino acids)
Source: RefSeq, a predicted model, not a curated record